This is a messenger RNA of Drosophila willistoni, 2253 nucleotides long. It is a transcript of the gene Rpn6, whose product is annotated as 26S proteasome non-ATPase regulatory subunit 11. Gene Ontology annotation, cellular component: proteasome regulatory particle, lid subcomplex. NCBI's taxonomy places the organism in Eukaryota, Metazoa, Arthropoda, Insecta, Diptera, Drosophilidae. Gene Ontology annotation, molecular function: structural molecule activity. Gene Ontology annotation, biological process: ubiquitin-dependent protein catabolic process. The transcript is spliced from 6 exons. The record is from RefSeq and is a predicted model, not a curated record. The coding region runs from base 17 to 1351 and encodes 444 amino acids.
AUCUUUUUUGGAGGAAAUGGCAGAUCUGCUUCCCAAGCCUAAGCCUACCGAACGGGAUCAAAACAGUCGCAAGAUGGCCGGAGCAACACUUUUCGAGCGGGCCCAGGCUUUGUCUAGCGUAAAUCGCGAGGAGGACAAUAGCAACAGCAACACUCUACUCAAUAAAUUGGUUCGCGACCAGGAAGGAGCCGAAAACGAUGAGGAACGCAUACGAAUUAAAGAGCAGGGCAUCCUACAGCAGGGUGAACUCUACAAACAAGAGGGCAAGGCUAAAGAGUUGGCUGACCUGAUCAAGGUGACGCGUCCGUUUUUAAGCUCCAUUAGCAAGGCAAAGGCUGCGAAAUUGGUUCGUGCAUUGGUCGAUAUGUUUCUCGACAUGGAUGCUGGCACUGGCAUUGAGGUGCAACUGUGUAAAGACUGUAUCGAAUGGGCCAAGCAAGAGAAACGUACUUUCUUGCGGCAAUCCUUGGAAGCACGCCUCAUCGCUUUGUACUUUGACACCGGUUUGUAUACAGAUGCUCUCUCCUUGGGCUCGCAAUUGCUGCGGGAACUGAAAAAACUGGAUGACAAAAACCUAUUGGUGGAGGUUCAACUGUUGGAAAGCAAGACCUAUCAUGCACUCAGCAAUUUACCCAAGGCCAGAGCUGCACUGACUUCUGCCCGCACAACGGCCAAUGCCAUCUACUGUCCACCCAAGGUGCAGGGCGCCCUCGAUCUGCAAUCGGGCAUUCUGCAUGCGGCUGAUGAGCGUGACUUUAAGACCGCCUUCUCUUAUUUUUAUGAGGCCUUCGAGGGUUUCGAUAGCGUCGAUAAUGUCAAGGCCUUGACCUCACUGAAAUACAUGUUGCUGUGCAAGAUCAUGUUGGGACAAUCCGAUGAUGUCAAUCAGAUUGUCAGCGGUAAAUUGGCAAUCACUUAUUCCGGCCGUGAUGUAGAUGCCAUGAAGGCGGUAGCGGAAGCUUCACACAAACGCUCUCUGGCUGAUUUCCAGACAGCAUUGAAGGAAUACAAAAAAGAACUGGCCGAGGAUGUAAUUGUGCAGGCACAUUUGGGUACGCUCUAUGAUACCAUGCUGGAGCAGAAUCUUUGCCGGAUCAUUGAGCCAUAUUCCCGUGUGCAGGUUACCCAUGUGGCUGAGAGCAUUCAAUUGCCCAUGCCGCAGGUGGAAAAGAAGUUAUCACAAAUGAUUCUGGAUAAAAAAUUCAGCGGCAUUUUGGAUCAAGGUGAAGGUGUGCUCAUAGUCUUCGAAGAGAUGCCAGUUGAUAAGACCUACGAACGUGUUCUGGAGACUAUACAAAGCAUGGGAAAAGUUGUGGACACUCUCUAUCAAAAGGCUAAGAAGCUAUCGUAAAACAGAAAUACUUUUUCCAAACAGAACAGAAGAAACACUCUUAAAAACUCUUUCCCCAACUCCUUCACAUUCUCCUUUGAUCUUCAACAGAAUUCGCUAUAUAAUCUACUCUCUCCUCCAUAUCCCGAUAUUCUUUCAACGGAAUUCUCCAGAUUUUUUAUAUAUAUAAAAAGUAAUUUUUCUUUUUAUCGUUUUGGGUUAUUCUUGUGUUUCCAAUAGUCUCACCCCACAUAGACACACACACACACACAAACCAUAUACAAAUAGAUUAUUCAUCCUGAUUUUUCUAAUAAAAUAUCCAUCGGUGGCAAUUAAUAGCAAACAACAAUAACAACAGUAACUACAAAAAAUGUAAACCUAACACAUAAGCAAAAUUUAUUAUUCAAUGCGGAAUCGAAUUGUUUACGUGAGUGCGUGGUAUGAUAAGCAAAAAUUUUCAAUUAACUACUUAAUAAAUACAAAAAAAAAAACAAAAAGGUAAACAAAAAAAUAAAUAAGAAACAAAAAACCUAUAUGGUGGCAAAAACAGAAAUUUGUAUGUAAUUAAUUUAUAUUCUCGAUAAGACAAAACGGGGAUCUUUUCUGUUUCUAAUCAACCUAAAGCUUUAUCGCUAUAUAAGCCCCAGCAUCAGAUUGUCUCUCAGCAGUAGUCAGUUCCGAUUUCGAGAUGCGCUCCCAGCAAUUGCUAACGCUAAUCUUUGUCUUGAUGGGGAUUAUGGGGGCUUUGGCUUUUCCGAGUCCUCCCUACUUUCCGCCGCCUAUAAUAAGGAGCAGUGUGAAUGCGGUAAACAGCGAGAUACGCCCGGCAGGAGGUCGGUUUGGUUCUAUUCUCAAACCACCAAUUAUUCAUUAAAAUAUGCAACAAUAAAAUCUUUUUAUAAUAUGUAUUUCAAAAGUUAAAA